ACCGGGUAAGUUAUGAUUAUCUUCGGAGGAGCGUUGUUUUUUUCUUAACCCAUUGGUUGAACUGAGUGUAAAUUAAUGCAUUUUGUUAGAAAUAGGAGAUGUCUAAAUAUAUAUUUAUCGAGGAAUCAAAAGUCAUUCUGUGUAUGAAGAUCAUCUUGCAUGUACUACCUCCAUUCUAAAUACUCCCUCUGUAAACUAAUAUAAGAGCGUUUAGCGCUCUUAUAAUAGUUUGCAGAGGGAGUACAAUAUAAACUAGCCUACUAAAACGUCUUGUAUUUUGAAAUGGAGGUAGUAACUUGUUUAUUAACCUCCUGCAAAAAAAAUUGUUUAUUAACCAAUGAAAACAAAAGGUAUGGUGUAGUCAGUAAUGCCUAACAAUUUAUGCUUUUGUCUUAUCUUGCCCGCCCAUUCGUUGAAGCUCCGCCACUGGUCUGGAGUAGCUUUCAUCUCGUCAACCCAACUCCAAGUGCUGCAUACACCACAAAAAUUACAUGGCCCGCCGCCCACACGCAUAAUCCUAUUUCACUUGCAAAACUUUCGAGUGCAUGUUUCAAAUCGAAUGCGGCUACCGUUGGAUUCUCUCUUGCGCCACUUGUGAACGUGAGGCUGAUACCCGGACACGCCGUAGCCGCCAAACCGACGGGCUCAAACUCAGCCGCUCACGUCCACCCGUGCGCCGCCGAAUGCCGAACACAAAACCCCACCCACCCCACGCACGCACCGCGCCGGCGUCGGCGUCGGCAUCCGCAUGAAGAGCUCGGCGGACAACGUGGACAUCGAGCUGGUCAAGGCGGUGGCGCAGGCGUGGUACGCGCACUCGGGCAACCCGCGGCCGUCCCGCGCGCCGGCGGACGACGACGAUGGCGCCGGUCUGGGCGCGCGCCGCGUGGGCGCCCCGCGCUACAGGCCGUCGCGGUUCAAGCUGGAGGCCGCGGCGGCGGCGGCGGCGGCGGCCAAGCCGCCGAACAGCAGGCCGUGGGACUUCACGCAGUCGCUGUGGGACACCUACGAGCUGGUGACCGUGGCGCAGAAGAUCGAGUCCAGCCUCGCCAUCGUGGACGAGGCCACGGCCAGGCCACCAAGGCGUGCCUUCACCAACGAAGACGCCACGCGCGGCGGAGGAGGGAAGCGGGCGAGGGAGAGCAGGCGUAGCCUCAGGAGCCUGUUCCGCCGGUCCUCGUCCAGGAGGUUCGAGGAUUCAAGCAGCUAGCUAGCUAGCUAGUGUUCUCCUCUCUACCUUCCUGUUUCUCUCUCUAGUCCUUCCUUGCCUGAAAAACUUGGCAGCGUCUAUGCAACUUAGUACAGAGCUAUCUGUAUUGUCAA
Messenger RNA from Triticum aestivum (bread wheat), 1323 nucleotides. RefSeq lists its product as uncharacterized. Lineage: Eukaryota; Viridiplantae; Streptophyta; Magnoliopsida; Poales; Poaceae. The record is from RefSeq and is a predicted model, not a curated record. The coding region runs from base 749 to 1210 and encodes 153 amino acids. The transcript has a single exon.